Messenger RNA from Coccomyxa subellipsoidea C-169, 1062 nucleotides. RefSeq names its product kinase-like protein. The record is from RefSeq and is a predicted model, not a curated record. Lineage: Eukaryota; Viridiplantae; Chlorophyta; Trebouxiophyceae; Coccomyxaceae. Gene Ontology annotation, molecular function: ATP binding; protein serine/threonine kinase activator activity; protein kinase activity. Gene Ontology annotation, biological process: protein phosphorylation. The annotation marks the transcript as partial. The transcript is spliced from 8 exons.
UACCCAGCCAAUGCCGACGACUACGAUCUUGUUGAGGAGAUUGGAGUCGGGGCGACUGCCAGGGUCUGGAUGGCGCACUGCAAGACCAAGGACGUCAAGGUUGCUAUCAAGCUGACCGAUCUGGAGAAAUUCCAGGGGAACACAGCCUUGGAUCAGCUGAUCCAGGAAGCACAGGUGAUGAAGGGGUUCCGCCACCCAAACCUGCUCAUGCUGCACUGUUCCUUCAUCCACGGCAGCGACCUGUGGCUUGUGAUGCCCUUUGUGGCCGGCGGCUCACUCGCAAAUGUCAUCGGCUCAAAGUUCCCAGAGGGCAUGGAGGAGGACAUGAUUGCCACCAUUGCCAGGGACGUGUUGCAUGGUCUGCAGUAUCUGCAUGAUCACGACUCCAUGCACAGGGAUUUGAAGGUGGCGAAUAUGCUGGUGUCUGACGACGGCCGCAUCCUUCUGGCCGACUUUGGCGCAUGCGCCACUCUAGAACGCGAAGCGCGGCUGCCCUCUCUAGACACUUUCAUCGGGACCACCGCCUACAUGGCGCCGGAGGUUAUGGACCCCCGGGAAGGGUACACACAGUCAGCGGACAUCUGGUCAUUCGGCAUCUGCCUGCUGGAGCUCGCGCGAGGGAGGGUGCCGGUGAGCGAGUGCUCCUUCACCCGUCAAGUCUUGGCCGUGGUGCAGAACCCCGCUCCUACGCUGCGAGACCACAGCGGCGCCCACAAAUUCUCCCAGGCGAUGCAUGACUUCGUGGCAAAGUGCUUGGACAAGGACGCGAUGGCGAGGUCGGGUGCGGCCGAGCUGCUGAAGCACCCGUUCCUGAAGCGCGCCAAGGACGAGCGAUUUCUGGCGCAGCGGCUUCUUGGCCGUGCCAUGCUCAAGCCAUCGCGCUCGGCGUUCCACAUGCGCAACAGCAACACCUCCCUCGACAGCACCCUGGUACAAUCUCCUGCCGUUAUAAACCCCCAUCUAUUAUUACCAAAUUUUGCAUUUUCGAUGUUGUUAGGGUUCAAGCUUUUGCGCCCCGCAUUCCACAACGCCACUGCGGCAACUGCCCGGAGAAAACCCUGA